Messenger RNA from Hypomesus transpacificus, 3930 nucleotides. It is a transcript of the gene jade1, whose product is annotated as jade family PHD finger 1. The transcript has 11 exons. Gene Ontology annotation, cellular component: histone acetyltransferase complex. The record is from RefSeq and is a predicted model, not a curated record. NCBI's taxonomy places the organism in Eukaryota, Metazoa, Chordata, Actinopteri, Osmeriformes, Osmeridae. Gene Ontology annotation, biological process: regulation of transcription by RNA polymerase II. The coding region runs from base 232 to 2721 and encodes 829 amino acids.
UUUUCAUGUAGAAUAGUUAUGUAAGUUCAGACUCCACAUUUAGGGUGACCACAAGGGGGUCUAAGCUUCCAGUGAUCAACGUGACUAUGUGUUAGAGAAUACAUUUCUACUGAUUUGAGUUCAGUGGAGGAGAGACCUGUUCGUUAUCACCACCAGAACUACAGUUAUACUACGGACACGAGUUGCGAAGACUUACCAGAGACCAGUACAUCACAUAAUCAUCCCAGGAACAUGAAGAGAAUCCGACAUGACAGCAGCAGCGAGGACUCAGACCAUGGAAGUAAUUCCACGUCCUGGUCGCAGCAGUCUAAAUUGCUCCAUAGAAAAAGUCAGGGGACCAAACCCUCAGAGGUGUUCAGGACAGACUUGAUCACAGCCAUGAAGCUGCAUGACUCGUGCCAGCUGGCCCCAGAGGAGUUCUAUGUGCUGGCGGACCCCUGGAGGCAGCAGUGGGAGAAGGGGGUGCAGGUGCCGGUCUCCCCCCAGUCCAUCCCCCAGCCAGUCGCACGGCUGGCAGCGGACCAGGGGACGGAGGCCCGGUUCACCCGGCCCAAGGGCCGCCUGCGCUCGCCGGGCUGCCCGGCGCUGGGCUACGUGGACGUCCUGGCGCUGGCGGAGGGCACGUGUCGCUACGACCUGAACGAGCAGGACGUGGCCUGGCUGCACGUCGUCAACCAGGAGUUCUGUCGGAUGGGGAUGCCGGUGCUGGACGAGAUCACCAUGGAGAGGGUCAUGGAGGAGUUUGAGCGCCGUUGCUAUGACAACAUGAGCCACACCAUGAAGACGGAGGAGGGCCUGGGCAUCGAGUACGACGAGGACGUGGUGUGCGACGUGUGCCAGUCUCCUGACGGCGAGGACAACAACGAGAUGGUCUUCUGUGACAAGUGCAACAUCUGUGUGCACCAGGCGUGCUAUGGCAUCCAGAAGGUUCCGGCUGGGAGCUGGCUGUGUCGGAGCUGUGCCCUCGGCCUCCAACCCCGGUGCCAGCUGUGCCCCCGGGAGGGCGGCGCAAUGAAACCCACGCGGAGUGGAAGCAAGUGGGUUCAUGUCAGCUGUGCCCUGUGGAUCCCAGAGGUCAGCAUUGGGAACCCAGAGAAGAUGGAGCCCAUAACCAAUAUGUCCCAGAUCCCCAGUAGCCGCUGGGCGCUGCUGUGCUGCCUGUGUAAGAAGAGCACCGGAGCGUGCAUACAGUGCUCAGCCAAGAACUGCCGGACCGCAUUCCACGUGACGUGUGGCCUCCACAACCGGCUGGAGAUGAACACCAUCUUGACCGAGGAGGACGAGGUGAAGUUCAAGUCCUACUGCCCCGAGCACUCUGGACCGGAGGGCAAGUCCAGGGAGGACAGCCGGCCCAAGGAGAGCCAGGGGGCCAGAGAGAAGCGGAGGAGGAGGAGGGGGAGAGUGAAAGAGGAGCAGGAGGAGCAGCGGGGCCCCCCCCCGGGAGGCCUGGACAUCCAGCAGCAGCGGCAGGAAGAGGAGCAGCGGGUCAGCCUGCGGCGGCUGAAGCUGCAGCAGCUGGAGGAGGACUUCUACCAGUGCGUGGACGUGGGGGAGGUGGCCCGGUGCCUGGACGUGGCCCAGCAGGCCGUGGACUUUGUGUUCCAGUACUGGAAGCUGAAGCGGCGGGCCGGCUUCAACCAGCCGCUGCUCCGGCCCCGGCAGGAGGAGGAGGAGAGCCUGGAGCGCUGCCAGCACGCCGUGCUGCUCAGGAGGCUGCAGCUCUUCACGCACCUGCGCCAGGACCUGGAGAGGGUGCGUAACCUGACCUACAUGGUGACGCGGAGGGAGAAGAUGAAGCGAGCGCUGCUGCGUGUUCAGGAGCAGGUCGUCCAACAGCAGCUCCGACAGCUGGACCAGCAGCAGCUGACUGGUGAUGCGUCCACCAAGGCCUCAGAGGAGAGGAUGCCUCCGGAGUCAGGUGUGAGAUCUGCUCGCGGCACCGCGCCCGCGCGCGGCUCAAGAAGGAAGGAGCGGGGGAAGGCGGGGCACAGGAGGAGUCCAGUCCAGGUGCCAACCAAUCAGAGAGGGAGGGAGGAUCAGACCACGCCGGUCAAGGAAGAGGACGUCCACACCAGACUGGAGCGUCCGGAUGAGGUCCGCUCUCCCCGAGCGCAGCCCUCUGGGGCCCGAGGCAGCGUCUGGGUGGGAGGCCCGUACCCAGACAUGCAGCAGCGGAGGGUCAGCGUGGUGCUGACCAGGCUAAGGCCAGAUGCCGAGCAGCAGCAGCACACAGAGCAGAGGAGGAGGAGGAGCGGACGCAGGGAAAGGUCCCUCCUCCAGACCAGAAGCAGACUGGGGACCUGUGAUAGAAACUCCUCUGCAGAGGACAGUCCUGGUGACUGCAGACCAUCCACUCAGCCGGUGUCAGCGCCCGGCAAGCCCCCAGGGGGCCAGCGGAAGGAGCCCUGCGCUCGCGCCAACGGUCUGCUCUCUGCAGCCGUGGGCAGCCAUCUGAAAAACUGGGGGAAGUUCCGAAUCCCCAGGAGGAGUGAGAGAGUGUCGGAGACGCCCACCCAGCCCAGCAAAGUCCCCUGCGGGCCUGCUUGCAGCCCCAGGGAGCCCUCCUACCCCAGGACGAGGCUACGGACCGGGACUGAGGGCAGCCUCCCUGGGGUGGAGCCGUGCGUGAGGAGGUGUCACUCUCACCAGCUGCGGGGAGACUCCGCCCUCGCCCGGCGCUACUGCGCUGACAUCAUCCGCCAGGGCGUUCUGGCCUCUUGAUUGGUUAAAAAAAACAAAAAGGAAAAAAAAAAGGGUAGAACACUUGAAAGUGAGGCUGGGUAAGGGGUAGUGGAUAAAACUAAACUAGCUGGUAGUCUUAUUUUGUUUUAGCGAAGAUCGAUAUAUGUAUGUUUUUGGUAACAUUUGUCAUUGUGAUUCCUUAUAUUUUCUCCAUAAAAGUCUAGUUGAGAAGGCUUGAUUAUGCCAAUCACAAGCUAUUACAGAGUUAAGACUAUCGCUUGGGUACAUAAGCAGAGUAUAUUUUUUUCAAAGCUAAAUUAUACAACAAUUGCAGAGUCGUCAAUUGUUGGCAGUAUGCGUGUCCUGGAAUCAAGUGUUAAUGAGAAUUAUUUCAGAGGUAUUCUGGGAUGGAUGAAUACACAAUCUAAUUGUGUCCUGUAGUUUGUAUACAGGAAGUCCUAUUCUCAUCAACACCCUUCACUUCUACAGCCCAGAACCUCAACUGAAGGAAGUUGAAAUAACGUGCCUAGCUUUUAUUUGAAGCCCUUUGCACUAAGAGUAUGGCACCAAAUUGUCAAAGAUACUUCUCCUUUCCGUUUUACUUUUUUAUUUUUUACACUGAAUCAGUUUUGCUGCUGCUGUACUGUUAUGCAAAGUAAUUAAGUUUUGUCACAAAUAAAUGGAAACCCUUCAAGCAGUGCCAUGUCUCUCUUUUGUAAUGAAUGAUUACAGCCUAUUGGUAGAGAGGAAUUACAUCAUACUUCAUGCAGAUGUGUUGACUUUUAUUGCAUGAUUCAACAGUUAGGAAGGCCUGCACAAAAGGGCAUCAGCACUGCAAACAUACAAGAGCUGUAUGGUAUUUACAAUAGAACUUAACUAUUCCCACUUAUACAGUAUGUACAUAUUAGUCUCUGGUUACUAUGACAGUAGUUACAAUACCCCUAAUCAUACACUUCAGCUCUACUAAUUACAGUGCUCACAAAAAAACGACAUUCAGCCAUCCCAUAAUCACUGCAAGGAUCCACACACAGCAUGUGCAGGAGACUAGCACCGCAGGAGAUUUGAUCUCACGUUCAUUACAGGUCCAAAAAAAGACAGAAAUAAAAAGGUGCCAUUUUAAACAGACUUCUCUGAACUUCUCAUGGUUUAAGUCUUUAAACGUGACUCAACUGAAACGAGAACAAAAGCCAAAUGCUGGAACAUCAAGCCUCAUAACAUCUCGUCCAGACUGGCUAAAACCAAACAUCC